AUGCUUCUGAGUUCGUUCUAUUUCUGGGAGAGAUCUACCAAUUGCUUCCAUGUUCCCUUUGGAAUGAUCACCCCAACCCUUCUCAACGUUGCUGCAAUUGCUAGUCUCUGGCCUAUGGGAGAUGACAAUCACUCUACUGCUGUCCCAACUGCACCAAUUGUGAUCUCAACAGAGAAUGUGUCUUUUAGUCGAUUUAUCGAAUACCACUAUGUCGAAGAAGGUGAGGUGUCUGACGCAGAACAUGCCGCUUUCCUUUUAUAUUGGCUUUCUGCUUACGUCUUUUGCACCAAGUCUUUGAGAAUUCCGGCCAAACUUCUUCCCUUGGCCAACCUGCUUCAUGAGGGUCGAAAGAUCGCUAUGGCCAAGCUUGUUCUUGGAAACCUCUACCAAAUGAUCAAUGACGCUGUGGCGGAUAUUCGAAAUCCCAAAUUUGCUUCUCUUAACGCAGCUGGCCCCUUAUGGUUGGUCCAACUCUGGCUAAAUGCUGCUUUCGAAUCGUUUCUCUCAGCUAAAAGGACUCCUCCUGCAGUUUCCAACACGAGGAUUGAUGCCCAUCGACUUGAGACGUUAACUCCGCCUUAUGAUGCUUCUCACUUUGAAGCGGAUUUUAGGAAGUACUUUGCCAUGUUUCUCGAACUAAAGCAUUACCGAUCUAGCUUUGCCCCAUACAGCAAGCCAACCUAUGGCCCUCGAUGGCUGAGAAACUCAUAUCCUAACCUUCCCAAUUCAGAAGCACUCUCUCCCCACCACCUUGAGCUCUGGCAAACCAUCCUGUCUCCUCGAGUUUUGACUAUUGGUUUUGCCAGCAGUGAUCAUACUUUGUGCGGUUAUAACCCUCAGUUGGUUUCUCGACAAUUUGGGCUAAGCCAAGACUUGCCUAAUACUUUGUUUGACAACACCCUUGUUCUUUAUCCUUGUACCAUUACUAAGACCAGUAUUUUCGACAGCACCGUUCAUCAUUACAACAAAAAGCUGCUUGAUCUUAGUCCCUUCUCUUUCAUUCCUUCAUACUAUGUCACCAAAUCAUUCAAAACAUGGUGGUCUGCAUAUUGGACUGAAAUUUCAAUGUCGCUUGUGAAUUCCCUUCAAUGCAUGACAAAUGCUUUUCCUGUGCAAGACUCGGCUUCCAAGAAAACCAGAUCUGAAGCCAUUCCUCGACCGCCUCCCCAAGCUUCUCCUCAAGAUCCGCAUGCUACCAUCGAGAUUGAUGAUGACGAUGAUGAUGAUGGGGUUGCUCUGGCGGAAAAGCUUGCUGUGACCAAGGUCGAAGUUCAAGAACAUUCUGCUUCCAGUCCCCCGCCUCAUGAGAACCCUCCUGUUUCUGAUUCUACCCAGUCCAAACGCAAACGUGGCGAGAAGACGCCGGUCGAGAAAGCUUCAAAGAAGACAUCCAGAACCAAAUCAGGUCGCAAGUCUGGUAGUCGAUCUUCCCCGCCUUCCAAGAGUUCAGCUGAUUCCAGUCCUCUUAAGAGGUCUGCUAACAAGAUAACCAUUCGUUGGUCAUAG
Molecule: messenger RNA, 1506 nt
Organism: Lotus japonicus
Lineage: Eukaryota; Viridiplantae; Streptophyta; Magnoliopsida; Fabales; Fabaceae
Exons: 3
Coding region: 1-1506 (501 amino acids)
Biological process (GO): meristem maintenance; meristem development
Source: RefSeq, a predicted model, not a curated record